CUUCGUUUUUAUUGCUCGAAUUCCAUGCUUUUGUAUUACCUAUGAUGCAUCUACUUGUACUUGUGUGGGGGCGGAUGUCUGUACUGGAUUUAUUAUGUCCUCUAUGUUUGGAUUGAAGUUGGUCCGUUUCUCUUCUGGCUAAUAGAUUCUUGUCUGGUUGGCUUUUUAAUUCGAAUCAAGAGAAAAGAAAUUUUAAUUUCCUAUUUGCUCAUUAAACUGAAAAUCUCUAUCACUUUGUGUGUGCGAUCGUGUUCUGUAUGCUCUGCCAAUUGUAAUUGUUAUGCAGAACAAAAUAAGAAUGACGUUUGGAUUUAGGAAACAUGUCAGAAGGCAUGAAGUUGGAAAAUGGCUCUGUUGAGCAAGAUGAGGAUCUCCAUAACUCUGCAACUGAAAAGCCUAGCAUUGAUCCAGGGCAACCCCCAUCACUCACCUGGCAACGAAAACUAAACAGUGAGGGAGUUUCACUUCGGCAGUUCAGGUUGCAUCUGAAAGAGAUAGUUCAUCUGGCUCCUGUAGGACUUAGGCUAGUCCGCCAUAUACGAGAAGAAUCUGUGAAAGGAAGGGGGGCUAUGAUAAAUCCUUUUGUCAGGCGCCAAAUAACUGAUACUCAUGGAAUACCUCUAGGUGGUAUUGGAUCAGGAAGCAUUGGAAGAAGUUACCGAGGUGAAUUUCAACGAUGGCAACUAUUCCCUAGAAAAUGUGAAGAUAAGACAAUUUUAGCAAAUCAAUUUUCCGUUUUUGUUUCACGACCGAACGGGAAGAAGUAUUCUACUGUACUAUGUGCACAGAACCCUCAAACCGAGAGGGAUGUUGAAUUAUCAGGAAUUGGGUCUUGGGACUGGAAUUUGAAGGGUCAUAGGUCUACAUAUCAUGCUUUGUAUCCACGAGCUUGGACAAUAUACAAUGGUGAACCGGAUCCAGAACUUAAAAUAGUUUGCCGUCAAAUUUCACCUAUUAUUCCCCAUAAUUACAAGGAGAGCAGUUACCCUGUCUCGGUUUUUACUUUCACGCUGCACAAUAGUGGAAAAUCAGCUGCUGACGUCAGUUUGCUUUUCACCUGGGCAAAUUCAGUGGGAGGGAUUUCUGAAUAUUCUGGUAACCAUGUCAAUUCGAGAACAAAGACAAAGGAUGGUGUGCAUGCUGUGCUUCUACAUCACAAGACAGCAAGCGGAUUACCCUCUGUGACUUAUGCUAUCGCGGCACAGGAGGGUAAUGACAUUCAUGUCUCAGAUUGCCCUUGUUUUGUAACAUCUGGUAACUUCCCGGGUAUAUCGGCCAAGGAUAUGUGGCUUGAGAUCAAAGAGCAUGGUUCCUUUGAUCGCCUUAACUCUCCUGACAUGUCAAUGCCCACUGAAGUGGGUUCAUCCAUUGGUGCGGCUAUUGCUGCUUCAGUUACAGUUCCACCUAAUGCAGUUCGUACUGUUACAUUUUCGUUGUCUUGGGACUGUCCCGAAGUGAACUUCUCUGGAGGAAAAACUUAUCACAGGCGUUACACAAAAUUCUAUAGUAACCUUGGAGAUGCUGCUGCCAAUAUUGCACGUGAUGCAAUACUAGAACAUCGUCACUGGGAGUCCCAAAUUGAUGCUUGGCAAAGACCUGUGCUUGAAGACAAGAGGUUUCCUAAAUGGUAUCCCACGACUCUCUUUAAUGAGCUUUAUUAUCUAAAUGCAGGAGGGACUAUCUGGACAGAUGGGUCACUUCCAAUUCAGAGUUUAGUAAGCUUUGGGGAAAGGGGAUUUUGCCUUGACGAAUGCAGAUUUGGUCUGCAGAGUGCAGUUGAUGCAUCCCAUGAAAAUGACACUGCUAAUGAUAUUCUUGGGAGGAUGACUUCAACACUUGAUGAGUUACGCAAUUCUGGCACAUCAAAUUCUGCAUUUGGACUAAAUCUGCUACAAAAGGGAGAGGAGAAUGUUGGCCAGUUCCUUUAUCUUGAAGGGAUUGAAUACACCAUGUGGAAUACCUACGACGUUCAUUUUUACUCGUCUUUUGCAAUAAUAAUGCUAUUUCCAAAACUUGAACUCAGCAUUCAACGAGAUUUUGCAGCGGCUGUAAUGAUGCAUGAUCCCAGCAAGAUGCAACUUCUAGAUAAUGGGAAAUGGGAAGCAAGAAAUGUUCUUGGAGCCGUUCCUCAUGAUAUAGGAGUUAAUGACCCGUGGUUUGAAGUAAAUGGAUAUAACUUAUAUAAUACAGACAGGUGGAAGGACUUGAAUCCCAAAUUUGUGCUUCAAAUUUAUAGGGAUGUUGUUGCCACAAGAGAUACGAAAUUUGCAAAGGCUGUCUGGCCCUCUGUAUAUCUCGCCAUAGCUUAUAUGGACCAGUUCGAUCGAGAUGGCGAUGGGAUGAUUGAAAAUGAUGGCUUCCCUGAUCAGACUUAUGAUACGUGGUCCGUCACUGGUAUUAGUGCAUACAGUGGUGGUCUAUGGGUGGCAGCUUUGCAGGCUGCUUCCGCCCUGGCUCGUGUAGCUGAUGAAAAGGAUGCUGAACACUAUUUUUGGUUCAGAUUUCAGAAGGCAAAACGUGCGUAUGAGAAAUUGUGGAAUGGUUCUUACUUCAACUAUGACAGCAGUGGCGGGAGUUCAAGUUCAUCUAUUCAAGCUGAUCAGUUGGCUGGACAGUGGUAUGCUAGAGCCUCAGGUCUUCUUCCCAUUGUUGAUGGAGAGAAGGCCAAGAGUGCAAUGGAGAAGGUAUACAAUUACAAUGUGUUGAAGGUGAAGGGUGGGAAGCGAGGUGCGGUAAAUGGGAUGCUUCCUGAUGGAACAGUGGACUUUUCAUCAAUGCAGUCAAGAGAAAUAUGGUCAGGAGUGACAUAUGCUGUUGCUGCUACAAUGAUCCAUGAAAAAUUGACUGAUAUGGCAUUUCGAACAGCGGAAGGGAUCUAUGAAACUGCAUGGUCAGAAGAUGGCCUGGGAUACAACUUUCAGACACCAGAAGCUUGGACAACCACAGAUCGGUAUCGAGCGCUGUGUUACAUGCGACCUCUUGCGAUUUGGGCUAUGCAAUGGGCACUUUCAGAAAAAAUAUCCAUCAUUGAGGAGUUGAAAGAACUUGACAAUGAGGCCAUAUUAAGGCACCAUGCCAAGUUUUCCAAAGUUGCCCGCCUUCUGAAGUUGCCUGAAGAUGGGACAUCUGCAAGUGUUAUACAAACGGUCUAUGAUUAUACUCUGAAGAGGUUUUUCUAGAUUCUGUCAAUCCACUUUUGGUUCGAUAUAUUAUAAUAAACUAAAAGUAUUACUUGUACCUUCUUCAUUCUGCUGUGAGUUUAAGAUGAGUGAAUCUAAAUCUCUAAAAGCGGUCUUAAACCUCUGGGUUUGAUCAAGGAUUAUUUCUUCUUAAAGACAGUAACAUUCUGGAUCUAUGAAUAUGCUGAAUGCUGAAUUGCUGCGGUGGAAUAAAGCUGUUAUUCUUGGGCA
Molecule: messenger RNA, 3410 nt
Organism: Cucurbita moschata (crookneck pumpkin)
Lineage: Eukaryota; Viridiplantae; Streptophyta; Magnoliopsida; Cucurbitales; Cucurbitaceae
Product: non-lysosomal glucosylceramidase
Exons: 20
Coding region: 321-3179 (952 amino acids)
Biological process (GO): carbohydrate metabolic process; glucosylceramide catabolic process
Cellular component (GO): membrane
Molecular function (GO): beta-glucosidase activity; glucosylceramidase activity
Source: RefSeq, a predicted model, not a curated record